AUUCCUGCCGUCAUAGGAAUUAUGGUGACGCUUUGGUCACCUUUUUAAAACAUUUCAUGGCUUUUUCCCGACGUUUUUGUGACUUUUUCAAUGUUUUGGGCACGUUUUUGGCGCUUUCUCUAAAGUUUGCAGGUCUUCUUUCAGUGUUUCUGACAGUUUUUUCAUUGUUGUUGUUGCUUUUCCGAAAAACUUUUUUCCACAACAAUUUUUUUUUACAUUUUCAGCGCUUAUUUUGACGUCCCGUAUUUUCUGUUGUAAAGACCCAAGGACAACAUGAGGCUUAAGACAAGAUAGACUUUAUUGAUGAUGAGGAGCAGUACUGCCUGCAACACGAGACUCUGCUCUCAGGUCAAUGGUCAGUGCAUCACAGGAUGGCAAGCUUCUCGUCUGGGACUGCUACACAGGGAACAAGUUGGUUGCUGUCCCACUAAAGUCAGCUUGGGUGAUGAGCGUCGCGUUCGCCCCCUCCGGUAACCUGGUGGCCAGCGGCGGUCUGGAUAACAUGUGCACAGUGUACAACAUCAAGGCUGCCAGCCCCAAGACCCUCAGGGAGCUGGACGCGCACACAGGUUACCUGUCUUGCGCUCGUUUCCUUAGCGACAGUGAGAUCCUCACAGCCUCCGGCGACACCACCUGCUGUCUGUGGGACCUGGAGACUGGCAAGCAGAAGAUCAUCUUCACCAACCACAUUGGAGACUGCAUGUCGCUGGCUCUCUCCGCCGACAUGAACACCUUCAUCUCUGGAGCCUGUGACUCUCUGGCCAAGCUGUGGGACCUGAGGGAAGGGACCUGCAAGCAGACCUUCUCCGGACACACCAGCGACAUCAACGCCAUCAAUUACAUGCCCAAUGGACAUAGCUUCAUCACAGGCUCCGACGACUGCUCCUGCAAGAUGUACGACCUGCGCUCCGACCAGGAGGUGAUGAACUACCAGGACACCACCCUGAACUCGGGCGUCACGUCUGUAGCUCUCUCCAACUCAGGCCGCCUUAUCUUUUCCGGCUACGACGACUUCAACUGCCACAUCUGGGACUCACUGAAGGGAGAGAAAGUUGGUGUGCUGUCCGGCCAUGACAACAGGGUGAGCUGCACCGGCGUCCCCGAUGACGGUAUGGGCGUCUGCACAGGAUCCUGGGACAGCUUCCUCAAACUGUGGAACUGAGGCGUCCCGGCAGAGGAAAACACCGGGCGAGGGAGAGGAGGAGAGGAAGAGGAGGAAAAGGGGGAGGAAAAGGGUGAAGAUAGGGAGGAGAAGAUGGGAAGGAAAUAAACAAGUGAGGUGCACCGGUGUUUGGAGCGGAGAUCUUCCUCUUUUUUUCUUUUUCUCUCUCCCUCUCUACUUCUUCCUUGUUCGCGUAUGCAAAACAUGAGAGGUUGCGAAUGAGUCACGUUGUAUAAAUGGCGUCACAGAAACAGCGCACGAUGCAUCCCGCUGUAUGUACAAGAGAGUUUUAUUGUUGUCGGGAUGAUUUAAAACACUUUAAAAUAUAAAAAAAAAAAUAAUAAUUAAAAAAUAGCACGUUAUUCAGAAUGAUUACCGAGCAGAAAAUAAGCUCUUAUUGAGAAUGUCAAUUAAACACAAAUAGAUUUUUGACAAUACAAAAAGAGAAAGAAAAACACUUGAAUAUUGAAAAUAAGACUGUAGGAUUACAGAUCUAUUUUUAUUGUCUUUGACCUGUAAAAGAGCCCUGCACUUCUAUAGAUGAAAGAUUGGCAUGUACAUUUGUUUGUAUUUUAUAGUUUUAACACAUUAGGAUGAAGAGUCUAUGUACAGCGUCUUUAUUUCUUCUUCAUUUUUUUUCUGGGGCUGCACAUAUCUAGAGUGUAUGUGUAUGCCAUCUUGGGUCCCCUGCUAACAACCAGCAGGCCUUUUGAUCCAAGAUGGCUGCCGCUGUUU
Messenger RNA from Perca flavescens (yellow perch), 1897 nucleotides. It is a transcript of the gene gnb3b, whose product is annotated as guanine nucleotide binding protein (G protein), beta polypeptide 3b. Lineage: Eukaryota; Metazoa; Chordata; Actinopteri; Perciformes; Percidae. Gene Ontology annotation, molecular function: protein binding. The record is from RefSeq and is a predicted model, not a curated record. Gene Ontology annotation, biological process: signal transduction. Bases 353 to 1162 code for a protein of 269 amino acids. The transcript has 7 exons.